CUGAAAAAUAUUAUGGGGGCGCAGAACCAAACCAACAAAACGUUUUGUUUUAUCGAUGAAGAUGUUUGUUACACUGUGCUCACUGCAAGCUACACAGUGAUUUUGAUCGGUGGUUUGACCGGAAUUGUUAUGAUGCUUUUCCUCUUAUGCAGAACGAAUACACGAACGCUGACAAUGACAGCAGUCAUCAACCUGAUGAUAGGACACAGCAUAUUUCUAAUGACUGUUCCAUUCCGCAUUGCUUACUAUGUUCGCAGGGAAUGGCAGUUUGGACCUGCAUUCUGCAGGCUGGUCAGUGCAAUGAUACACAUCCAUAUAUAUGUUUCCUUUGCAUUUUACGUGACAUUGUUGAUCAUCCGAAAUAUUAGCUUCUUUAAACAAAAGGACAAGAUUGAAUUCUACAGAAAACUCCAUUCUGUAGUGGCCAGUGCCUUUGUGUGGGUGGUCAUUCUUCUUAUUUUCUUGCCUCCAUUCCUGUAUUUUUAUGGCAAUAUUGAAACUACAGGAAGCAACAAGAGGGAGUGUUUCCACUUCCAUACAGAAAUUACAAAUAUUGUACGUAUAUUAAACUAUGUUGUUAUUGCAGUUAUUUUGACAGUGGUCUGUUCUCUCUUUGGUGUUCAGAUCUUCAUAAUUGUAAAAGUUGUAAAAAACCUACAGAGCAAAGUUUCUAACCAACAAGUUUUCUGGGUUCAGCUUAAAAGUUUGUUCUUUAUUUUGGUAAUGAUCAUUUGUUUUUUCCCUUAUCACAUGUUCAGAAUAUUUUACCUUGACCACGUAGAUGACUGCUUUAUGUACAAUGAAAUUUGCCUGAGUAUAACAGCGCUCAGUAGCUUGGAUCUCCUAGCUUUUGCACUGCAAAGUGGUCUCCGGAAAGGGUGCACUUUAUUUUUUGUUCGAUGAUUUUUUUUCUACUCUCUUGAGACUCAUAGUGAAUGCUAAGCAUACAAAGACAAAGUUGAAUACAUGGAUAUGCAAUUCUCCUAAUAAUAAUUUAAUGCUCAGCUUAUCAGUAUGAUGUAUACUAAACAACACAAUAAAAUAUUAAUACAAUGAAA
Molecule: messenger RNA, 1058 nt
Organism: Xenopus laevis (African clawed frog)
Lineage: Eukaryota; Metazoa; Chordata; Amphibia; Anura; Pipidae
Gene: gpr141.L
Product: G protein-coupled receptor 141 L homeolog
Exons: 1
Coding region: 13-903 (296 amino acids)
Biological process (GO): signal transduction; G protein-coupled receptor signaling pathway
Cellular component (GO): membrane
Molecular function (GO): oxysterol binding; G protein-coupled receptor activity
Source: RefSeq, a predicted model, not a curated record